UUGCAAUCACAGUAAAAUAAUUUAUUAAAAAACUGACAUAUAAAUAAACAAUUUAGUCCAAAGUUUCAUAUAUUUAAAUAGUAAUUACUCAUAGUUAAUUAAUUAAUUAGUUAAAUAAAUAAAAUUAUUUAUAUAAAAGUUGAAUUAUUUUUCUAUUUGUUGUUAAUUAAUUAAACAAUUAAAUGUCGUGUCUAAUAAAAGGUAUUGCUUUAAUAAAUGAUGUGAGCGAGGUCAAAAAAUUGUUAUUUGAAAAUUCGAUAUUGAAGUUUGAUCAUGUCCAAAAAAAUGAGUUACCUUUACAAGAUGCUGUGAUAUCAUUAUCAUCAGCUGGAGAUGUCUUGGGUCUAGCAUUGCAUAAAAAUAUAAUUAUUCUGACUGCUAAAUGGGAUCUACAAGAACCAUCGGAGAUUAAAAACAAAUUUCAUAUAUCAUGGACCGGAAGUUUAGUACCCGAGGCGCCGGAAUAUAUAACCUCAAUUCUGUGUCUUCCGUUGAUAUCUCUAGGAAAAUCAAACAGCGGCCCUGACUGGACUUGUACUCUGGUAGGAUUCAGCUCCGGGUACCUGCGCUGCUAUACCGAAACCGGGUGUCUUCUUCUGGAAGAACAAUUACACAACGAACCGAUUCUCAAUUUAAAAUGUCAGUCGCUUACUUCUCCGCGGCAUACUGGAGAUACCGGACUUUCAGAAGAGCUACACAUAAUUUACGAAUCAGUAGUCUGUAUCUUGCCUGGCUUUCCAUUUUUCUCAACCCUCCGCGCGUGUCGAAACCACCUGGCACGUGUCCAAGCGAACUACAGUAGUGACAAGCCGCCAUCUUUCUUAACAUUCAAAAAGCUCGGCUUUAAAGACCAAGAUGUGACCAAUGACUGCGAAGUAAUUGGGACCACUUCAGUCAAUACCUUUGAUCACUUGAUGACGGCUUCAAUUUGUGGAGGUUUUCAUGCAUCGUAUCGUUCCAGCGCGCCGCAACAUAACCUAGUUAUGGCUACCGGCAAGCGUCCAUAUGUCGGAUUUCAUUUUGCUUUAGAAGGUGGCGCCGCUCCAGUUUUAUCAGACGUAGCUCUCGCGAUGGCCAGUUCGCUAGCAAACGCGAUUGGUAAAAUCGGUACCGCCGUUCCCUGGUUCCGUGGUUCCAAGCCCAGCCUUGAGAAACCCAAAGGUCCAGUUCAGGAAGCUGCAGAAGCGAUGACUUGUCGCUUCGGGAUCAGUGACGUCAUGCGCGAAGGCGAUUCCUUGAUAGUAAGUCCCAAUAAGACGCUGUCAGUGAUAACUGACGCGAUGGGUAGAGUCACUUUGAUAAAUAAUCGCCGGGGAUUGGCUCUAAGAAUGUGGAAGGGCUACCGAGACGCCCAGUGCGGGUGGAUAGAAGUCGCUGAAGACAAGAGAUCUAAAGUCACCAACAAAAGACGCACUGCCCUGUUCCUGGUGAUUUAUGCUCCCAAGAAGGGAGUAAUUGACAUUUGGGGAAUUCAGACCGGAGGCAAGAUCACGACUUUCUCGGCCAGUAAAAACGGAAGGCUUCUGUACAUAAACUACGGUCUGCUGGGUCUCAAUGACGUGGCGCCCACUUCUCCCAACCGCCCUGCGUAUUCUUGUGUUUUUCUGGACCCACUUGGCGGCCUCAAAGAAAUUCUAGUCCCGUUUCACUUUGCUCUGAGUAACAAAAACGGCAAGCGGGCACGCGAUAUCCAUUUGUUUAAGAAGCUAAAGACUUUUAUACGCGAGCAGGAUUAUGAUGAGGACAAACUAGUAAGUGAGGUUAGCAAUAUUUGUAAAGAUUUAAAGACCAACGAAAUAAGGCAACAGGUUUUAGAAACUCUGAUGGCCAGCAAACAUGUCAUUCCAGACGUUUUGUUAAGUGUAACGGCCAUUUUCAAUGACGCUCUAGUUGACCAGGAAAUGGAAGCCACUACAAAACCUUUAGUGCAACUGUGCGCCCAAAUAAAGCACGUGGUUACUUUCUACAAGUAUUUAAAAUCUAGGAAACCACCAGCCGAAGAAGUUGCGCCCGAUGAAUCGGAAUGGGAUCUGGCGGCCAUUUUGCUGUCAUCCCCCCGCGAAAUCACGAGAAUUCUAAAACUUGUCCAGAAUUUGGAAGACACCGAGUCUAGGGCGCGCGUGACAUUCAAGGGAGGAUUCGUAGAUUUUAUUUCGUCAUUUGAUUUCGGAUGUAACCAAGUGACGCUGGCUAAGGACGUGACCGAGGAUAAGAAGAAAUUGAUAUCGGAACUGAUUUAUCAAGGCUGGAUGGAUUCGAAUGAAUCAAUAGAUGCCUGGAAAGCCGCCGCAGAAGACAGUGACAUCCAGGGCAAGACUUUUAUGGAACUGGCAUUAGUCUACUGGCUCCACAAACGACCCGUGGGAUCAAAGACUCUGAAGACUCAGCUCAAGCGAUUCACGGACUUGUUACACGGGAUUUGCAACCGGGAUGCCGAGGAAAUCUGCGUGGGAUAUAACCAAGUGUCUUCCUGGUGGAAAGACACCCGACAAAUCCUAACUGAGUCGGUGAAUCCUCUCCAAGCAUUGACAGCAGCUUUGGCUUGCCGAAGUGUCGCGAUCACACUGUCAGCGACAAGAGACCAGAGUCAGGCUAGCGAGAAGGAAGCUCUGGAUGUAAAGAACGGGAACGUCAAAGACCAGAAGCCAGAUGACCCGCAUGAUUGGGAAAACGUCAGCAAAGAUGUCUGUCAGUUCACGCUGCUAAUAGGGAACCUAGAAGACAUCGCGAUUCUCAAUCGGACCCUCCAGCGACCGCGGAUUGAUGACUCGACCAAUUUCCUGGCUUUGCCAUUCGAGAAACUGGAAGUCUCACUAGGAAACGUGAUCGCCGAAGGGCAAGGAUCCGUUUCUGAAAUAGUUGCCAAGUGGUUAUCGACAUCUGGAGUCGAUCCUUCGCGUCUCAUUGACACUAGUGACGUAGAAUUUGACUCGGGAUUUAAAGUAGAUGCUACUGAUACCCAAGAAGCUAGAGAGCAGCCUCUUACAAAAGAAGAAGCCGCCAGUUUGAUAAACCAGUCCGUGGAAAUCGGAAAUGAAGCUCGAGCUGACUCGUCAUCAUUGGCCCAGAUUUUGGACAAAAUGACGGUGCUUAAACGCCAUUUUCCUUACAGUCUGACCAGUAGUGUCCUUCUGGCCAACCUAACAUGGCAGUACGUUAUGGCCUGGAGUCGCGACGUCAGCAGACUCGAGAUUCUUGAAGCCGCUCUAUCAGUACUCAAACAAAUACCCAUGAAAUCAAUGCGCCAGGGUGUCUGUUGCCUGCUUUGGACGGUUCAUAUCAAGAAGCGGAUGGAAGCUGCCGCUAAAUUGAUGAAUAAGUUGGGAAAACUCCCGAAGGAACGAUUGUGUGUUCAGGAAGUCGGACUGUCCGACAUUCAGACCACGGUCUUUCUUCAACACUGCGUCAGCUUCUUGGACAUUUUUCUGGACGCGGAAGUGCUGGAGGAAGACAAGAAUGCGGUUUUCAAGGCUGAGGAAAUGUGGGAAGGACACGCGGGACCUCAAGCUUUCGCUGCUCUGGCCAUCACUCAGGUUCCUGGGAGCUACGACCUGAUUCUGCUGCACCUGCAGUUGGGUUUUGUCUUGCACAUGAUCGCGUUUUUUGGGAUAAAGUCUGUCAAGCCGAUGACUAAUUUGUUUGAGUCAGUUACUAGCAGAUACUUCUUCCAAGACAUCACCGAUAAGUUUAUUUUUACUUGGUACCACGAUGACAAGAGAGAUAGCAGUAGAUUAGAUUUUCUCUACCGGAUUAUUACGGCGUCCAUGGAGUCAAUUCAUCAAGAAACAACGGAAGAUGGCGUUGAUUCAAAACAAGCCGUCCAAUGGAUGAGCAAGUGCACAGUUUUAGCCUCCAUGUGGAAAAUAGACUGCGAUAAACUGAGGAUUCAUCAAAUUUGUCAGCUCUACGUCAAUGGAUUCGACCGUCUCGCAGAGGAGGUUAUGACGUCAAUUAACGACACGGAAACUCUCGCAGGAAAUCUUAUACCAAUAGCCGGGCUGCGUAUGAUGUCAUUUUUAUCUAAAUCACCAGACUUAUUGGAAGAAGUGUCGAGAAUAAGUCCCGCGUUGACUCAGUAUUUGGAAAAUUUGAAUCUACCGGGAAUCGUAAUUACAAGUUGUUCUAAUGAGAAUAAUAUCGAAUUAAUUAAAAAAAUAUCACAAUAUUUACCGGAAACACACAACGAUUAUCACUACGCGCAAUUGAUGCUUGAUGCGACGUUUAUUUACCAGAGCGGGUGAUUUUAAAAUAUAAAUUAAAAUGUUUUUAUGAAUGGGGAUGACUGUGAUAAUCAUUUGUUUUGUUUUAAAAUUUAUAUUCAAUUGGUAAGUUUUUAUUAUUUUUUAUUUAAUAGGUAAUUAUUAUUGUAAUUUUAGUUUUUAAAAAUUACAUAUAUAUAGCUUAUAUAUAUAUUUACAUAUAUAUGAGAAUUAAAGUUAAUUAAAUAAAUAAUUAAUGAGAUUGUUAAAAUUAAUUUUAUUUUUUUCACAAAAAUAGUCUAAAUCCAUUGAUUAAUUUUGAUUAUUACUCUUAAACUAUUGGUCAUACGUAAAAAUUGAAAGAUACCAAAUUUGUAGAGAAUUAAAUUUCCUACAAAAAAGUAUUCAUUGGUUUUUUAUGUAUCUUUAUUUUUUUAGAAGAUAUUGAAGAAAAAAGAAUAAAUAAAUAAAAUAAUUAUAAGUAACUUUUUGACAAAAAUUAUUUAUUUUCAACAAUUAAUUUAAAUAAUUAUGAACAAUUUACAAAAAAA
Microplitis mediator is the source of this 4750-nucleotide messenger RNA. It is a transcript of the gene Rab3-GAP, whose product is annotated as rab3 GTPase-activating protein non-catalytic subunit. Gene Ontology annotation, biological process: regulation of GTPase activity. The transcript is spliced from 6 exons. The record is from RefSeq and is a predicted model, not a curated record. Bases 183 to 4241 code for a protein of 1352 amino acids. NCBI's taxonomy places the organism in Eukaryota, Metazoa, Arthropoda, Insecta, Hymenoptera, Braconidae.